GUGCCUUUGGUUAUGGCGUGCAGGCACAGAGGAGACAGUGGGAGACCCUUAAGCUGGCUCAGUGCAAGCUGGAGCACCUACAGGUCACUUCUUCUAUUUUUCCCCCUUGUGACUUCAGUGAACUCCAUAGGUGUUAAUCAGUUGGUGAAUACUGCCUUCCCAGGUAUUGUCACUUGCCAUGAAAAUAGAAUGGUAGUGGAAUUUCCAAGAAUUCUUGGCACUAAGAUACAGUACACCUCUGUGGUGGACCCCCUUGGUCUUGAAAUGAUGAACUGUACUUAUGUUCUGGACCCAGAAAACCUCACCCUGAAGGCCCCAUAUGAAGCCUGUACCAAAAGAGUGCUUGGCCAUCACCAAAUGACCAUCAGACUCAUAGAUGACAAUGCUGCUUUAAGAAAAGAGGCUCUCAUGUAUCACAUCAGCUGUCCUGUUAUGGGAGCAGAAGGCCCUGAUCAGCAUUUGGGAUCCACAAUCUGCAUGAAAGAUUUCAUGUCUUUUACCUUUAACUUUUUUCCCGGGAUGGCUGACGAAAAUGUGAACCAUGAGGAUUCGAAGCAGCACAUGGGAUGGAGCCUUAUAGUUGGUGACAGUGAAAGAGCCCGAACUCUGACCUUUCAGGAUGCCAUGACCCAAGGAUAUAAUUUCCUGAUAGAGAACCAGAAGAUGAGCAUCCAAGUGUCAUUCCAUGCCACUGGAGUGACUCGCUACUCGCAAGGUAACAGUCAUCUCUACAUGGUACCUCUGAAGCUUAAACAUGUAUCUCAUGGGCAGUCUCUCAUCUUAGCAUCACAACUCAUCUGUGUGGCAGAUCCUGUGACCUGUAAUGCCACACACGUGACUCUUGCCAUACCAGAGUUUCCUGGGAAGCUAAAAUCCGUGAACUUGGGAAGUGGGAAUGUUGCCGUGAGCCAGCUGCACAAACAUGGGAUUGAAGUGGAAACAACAAACGGCCUGAGGUUGCAUUUCAACCAAACUCUUCUCAAAACAAAUGUCUCUGAAAAAUGCCUACCACAUCAGUUGUACUUAUCUUCACUCAAGCUGACUUUUCACAAUCAACUAGAGGCAAUAUCCAUGGUGAUUUAUCCUGAGUGUCUCUGUGAGUCAACAGUCUCUUUAGUUUCAGAGGAGCUAUGCACUCAGGAUGGGUUUAUGGACGUCAAGGUUCACAGCCACCAAACAAAACCAGCUCUCAACCUGGAUACCCUCAGGGUGGGAGACUCAUCCUGCCAGCCAACCUUUAAAGCUCCAGCUCAGGGGCUGGUACAGUUUCGCAUACCCCUGAAUGGAUGUGGAACAAGACAUAAGUUCAAGAAUGACAAAGUCAUCUAUGAAAAUGAAAUACAUGCUCUCUGGGCAGAUCCUCCAAGCGCCAUUUCCAGAGAUAGUGAGUUCAGAAUGACAGUGAGGUGCUCUUACAGCAGCAGCAACAUGCUAAUAAAUACCAAUGUUGAAAGUCUUCCUUCUCCAGAGGCCUCAGUGAAGCCAGGUCCACUUACCCUGACUCUGCAAACCUACCCAGAUAACGCCUACCUGCAGCCUUAUGGGGACAAGGAGUACCCUGUGGUGAAAUAUCUCCGCCAACCAAUUUACCUAGAAGUGAGAAUCCUCAACAGGACUGACCCCAACAUCAAGCUGGUCUUGGAUGACUGCUGGGCAACAUCCACAGAGGACCCAGCCUCUCUCCCCCAGUGGAAUGUCGUCGUGGAUGGCUGUGAAUACAACCUGGACAACCACAGAACCACCUUCCAUCCGGUGGGUUCCUCCGUGACCUAUCCUAACCACCAUCAGAGGUUUGAUGUGAAGACCUUUGCCUUUGUGUCAGGGGCCCAAGGGAUCUCUCACCUGGUCUACUUCCACUGCAGUGUCUUCAUCUGCAAUCAACUCUCUCCUACCUUCUCUCUGUGUUCUGUGACUUGCCAUGGGCCAUCUAGAAGCCGGCGAGCUACAGGGACCAUCGAGGAAGAGAAAAUGAUAGUGAGUCUCCCGGGCCCCAUCCUGCUGUUGUCAGAUGGCUCUUCGCUCAGAGAUGCUGUGAACUCUAAAGGAUCCAGAACCACUGGAUAUGUUGCUUUUAAAACUAUGGUUGCUAUGGUUGCUUUAGCAGGCAUCGUGGCAACUCUAGGCCUCAUCAGCUACCUGCACAAAAAAAGAAUCAUGUUAAAUCACUAAUUUGGAUUUUUCAAAUAAAAGUGGAAGUAAGCCUCUUCUAUCUUAUUAAGGUCA
Messenger RNA from Phacochoerus africanus (Common warthog), 2223 nucleotides. It is a transcript of the gene ZP2, whose product is annotated as zona pellucida glycoprotein 2. The record is from RefSeq and is a predicted model, not a curated record. The coding region runs from base 13 to 2169 and encodes 718 amino acids. Gene Ontology annotation, biological process: binding of sperm to zona pellucida; prevention of polyspermy. NCBI's taxonomy places the organism in Eukaryota, Metazoa, Chordata, Mammalia, Artiodactyla, Suidae. The transcript has 18 exons. Gene Ontology annotation, cellular component: egg coat. Gene Ontology annotation, molecular function: acrosin binding; structural constituent of egg coat.